Messenger RNA from Ixodes scapularis (black-legged tick), 1959 nucleotides. RefSeq names its product substance-K receptor. Gene Ontology annotation, cellular component: membrane. The transcript is spliced from 5 exons. NCBI's taxonomy places the organism in Eukaryota, Metazoa, Arthropoda, Arachnida, Ixodida, Ixodidae. Gene Ontology annotation, molecular function: G protein-coupled receptor activity. The coding region runs from base 140 to 955 and encodes 271 amino acids. The record is from RefSeq and is a predicted model, not a curated record. Gene Ontology annotation, biological process: G protein-coupled receptor signaling pathway.
GUUAUGUCAACGACAGAGCUUUGGUCGCUACACGAAACUUCCUUUUAUACAAUUUGUGUGUGUGUGUGUGUGUGGGAAGAAGCAAGGUUUUGAUGAUGAUGCCAUAUGAUGGCCCAAGCAGCGUUUUUGGUGGACCCCGAUGGAGUCCGUGACGUACUGCGGCUGGACCUGGCCCACGGAGGUGUCCUGGGACGAGGAGCGGGGCGAGUGUGUGUCGGCGACGCCAGGCCGCCGCCUCUACUACCUGCUGGUGACCGUGACGCUGUUCUUCCUGCCCGUGGCUACCAUGCUCACCGCCUACUCGCUCAUCGUAUGGAAGCUCUGGAUCUCCCAGAUGCCCGGAGAGCGGAGUGCCGCCAACAUCAACGCCCAGUGCAGGGCCAAGAAGAAGGUCAUAACAAUGGUGUGCACGGUUCUGGUGGCCUUCGUCAUUUGCUGGAUGCCCCUUCAGGUCAUCGUGUUGUAUUCCCAGUUCGGAGACUCCAAGCAAAGGGACAAAGAGAUGCCGGACUGGUUCACCGAGGCAUCGUCGGUGGCCACGUACGUGGCGUACUCCAACAGUCUGCUGAACCCGAUCAUCUAUGGAGGCUUCAACAACAACUUCCGACAGGGACUCUGCACAGUCCUGCACUGCUACCUCCGCAAGAAGCCCUCGCAGCUGCCACGCGGCUGGUCCCAGAGGUCCCGCUUGACCGUAUCCACUGGGACGGGGCACACCCGCGACUCGUACCGGAGAGCUAGCUUCGUCAACGCCGGCACGGAAAAACACACCACGCUCAUGGAACUGGUGCCCAACGCGGGUGCCGACAGCGGACAAGGCGCCGCCGGCCACAGGAGAGAAAGCAAAGUCCCGCAGACCUCCGGUUCCGUGCGCUUCGCGGUGCCUGGUAACCCCCUCAAGCCACACACGAGAAGCAACAACAACCAUGACAGCAGAGCGGCCGCCUACGACUAGGAGAUUGAAAUGGACACUCGGUUUCGAAGGCCCUCUUGGCUUCGCCGCCAAGAGCAUCGCCAAUAGCGUGGCGAUUCAUGUGCAGUGACUAUAAGUGAGAAGUGUGUUUACGAAACGGAAGGUGUGGGUUAGGAGUCGGCGCCGAAUUCGGGAUGAGCGGGCCCUCCUUCGUGAUCCAUUGCCAUCUGUCUGUUUUACGUUUUAUUUGGAGAGCCGGGGAGCCAAUGCUUGUGAUGUGUCGUUCCCUUUACAUGUUAGUUAUAGUGGAAAUCACUCGAACCUUACUCUAAGAAGUCCUGUUACUGAAGGAAACUGAAUGAUUGAAUCUAUAGAUUCUGACUGUGGCUACAGUGCGCUUGAGUGUCUGGUACAACUUGUCUGUAAUUAAUUUCUUAAGAAAAACGGAGCGGUAUUUUGGAAGUGUCAAUAUCCAAAAUGGCAUCCAAUAUGGGACGCGGAAAUUUUUAUCCUAGACUGAACGAACUCGAAAACACUCACAAAUGAGUGUACAUGCCCCUUGCGCGAGUUUUACGUAACCAUGUUGUCAUUGUCACAGAGUGUAUGCGUCGCUUGUCGUUAUGAAAAGAAACAAACACGUCGUUAACCCCUCUUCCUUAUACCCUGUGUGAAUGAUACAAAUGAGAACACUUGACUACGUAAAGGCAGACACCUCCACUGGCGUUGCAGGAGCUAAAAAGGCGUCUUGAUCUCCAUACCCUCAAAAUAACCACCAAAAAUAAUAAAAACCUUUCACCAAAUAAAAUGUUAACUAAAGCCCGCUUCAUCGUUGCCACAAUAUAGUUAAUUGAAACGUAUCUAAACAGUCCUUCUCAUUUCGAAAGCUCCAGGGCCUCGCGGCCUUCGGGAUUUUUGGCCCAGAUAAUGAGAUGGCCCAAUUCCUCUCUGUGUUCCUUCAACCAUGAUGUCUGAAGCCAUCCUUGAUACUCGAGUUGAUUUCGAUCCUAUGUAAGCAUUCUGAGACCACAAUAAAUUUAUGCCAUAAA